CCUUACUGUGAAGCUGGAUAGAAGGUACAAAAGGGGCUACAACCUUUUCCAAGGAAACCUUGUUUCAUGGGAUAUUCUUUCUCACAAUGGCUCAUGCAGCUUCCCAGUUAAAGAAAAACAGGGAUCUGGACAUUAAUGCAGAGGAGGAUAGUAAGGAGAAAAAGAGGCACAGGAAGCGCUCCAGGGAUCGGAAGAAAAAGCAAUCUGACACAAGUGCAAGUUACUUGAGAGCUGCCCGAUCCGGUAACCUAGAAAAGGCUCUCGACUACUUGAAAAAUGGGGUGGACAUCAAUGUCUGCAAUCAGAACGGGUUGAACGCACUCCACCUUGCAUCCAAAGAAGGACACGUAGAAAUAGUCUCAGAACUCAUCCAGCGAGGCGCUGAUGUCGACGCAUCAACAAAGAAAGGAAACACAGCUCUUCAUAUCGCAUCUUUGGCUGGACAAGCAGAAGUUGUUAAAGUUUUGGUAACAAAUGGCGCCAAUGUUAAUGCACAAUCCCAGAAUGGCUUCACCCCACUAUAUAUGGCAGCACAGGAAAACCACUUGGAUGUAGUGAAGUUUUUGCUGGAUAAUGGGGCAAGUCAGAGUCUCGCUACAGAGGAUGGGUUUACACCUCUGGCAGUCGCCCUUCAGCAGGGCCACGAUCAAGUAGUUUCCUUGCUUCUUGAAAAUGACACAAAAGGAAAAGUUCGGCUCCCAGCUCUCCACAUCGCCGCCCGGAAGGAUGACACCAAAGCGGCAGCUCUGCUCCUGCAGAAUGACCACAAUGCUGAUGUGGAGUCCAAGAGUGGCUUUACACCCCUUCACAUAGCCGCACAUUAUGGGAACAUUAAUGUGGCAACUCUAUUGAUAAGCCGGGGUGCAGCUGUGGAUUUCACCGCCAGAAAUGACAUCACUCCCUUGCACGUGGCCUCUAAGAGAGGCAAUGGAAACAUGGUGAAACUAUUGCUGGAUCGAGGAUCUAAAAUUGAUGCCAAAACAAGGGAUGGUCUGACACCCCUCCACUGUGGAGCAAGGAGUGGUCACGAACAAGUAGUGGAGAUGCUGCUGGACAGGGGAGCCCCUAUUCUCUCCAAAACCAAGAAUGGUCUGUCACCACUGCACAUGGCAACUCAAGGAGAUCACCUGAACUGUGUGCAGCUCCUGCUGCUGCAUAACGUGCCUGUGGAUGAUGUCACCAAUGACUAUUUAACUGCACUGCAUGUUGCUGCACACUGUGGUCAUUACAAAGUAGCUAAAGUCCUGCUGGAUAAGAAAGCCAACCCUAAUGCCAAAGCAUUGAAUGGCUUCACACCACUUCAUAUUGCCUGCAAGAAAAACCGAGUUAAAGUAAUGGAGCUUCUCCUGAAACAUGGGGCAUCUAUACAGGCAGUCACAGAAUCGGGCCUGACGCCGAUCCAUGUUGCUGCCUUCAUGGGACACGUGAAUAUUGUCUCUCAGUUAACGCAUCAUGGUGCAUCACCUAAUACAACCAAUGUGAGAGGAGAAACGGCACUGCAUAUGGCUGCAAGGGCUGGCCAGUCAGAGGUUGUCCGAUAUCUUCUGCAAAAUGGAGCUCAGGCAGAAGCUAAAGCAAAGGAUGACCAGACGCCUCUGCACAUAUCUGCUCGCCUGGGAAAAGCAGACAUAGUGCAGCAGUUGCUCAAGCAAGGAGCCUGUCCAGAUGCAGCCACCACUUCUGGAUAUACUCCACUGCACCUGUCUGCCAGGGAGGGUCACGAUGAUGUAGCAUCUGUUCUGCUGGACCAUGGAGCUUCAUAUGCAAUAGUUACAAAGAAAGGAUUUACUCCUCUGCACGUCGCUGCAAAAUAUGGAAAGAUUGAAGUAGCCAAAUUACUUCUGCAGAAGAGUGCAUCCCCAGAUGCUGCUGGAAAGAGUGGGCUAACUCCACUGCAUGUUGCGGCACAUUACGAUAACCAGAAAGUGGCGCUGCUACUCUUGGAUAAAGGUGCAUCGCCUCACGGAGCUGCAAAGAACGGAUACACACCACUACACAUUGCUGCAAAGAAAAACCAGAUGGACAUUGCUACCACCCUGCUUGAAUAUGGUGCAGAUGCCAAUGCUAUGACCAAGCAAGGGAUUGCCCCUGUUCAUCUUGCCGCUCAAGAGGGCCACAUGGAUAUGGUGUCCUUGCUCCUCACCAGAAACGCUAAUGUCAAUGUUAGCAACAAGAGCGGACUGACGCCUCUGCAUUUGGCGGCACAGGAGGACCGGGUCAGCGUGGCACAGGUUCUGUCCAACAACGGAGCAAUCACUGACUCCUCAACCAAGAUGGCCUACACCCCACUGCAUGUAGCCAGCCACUACGGGAACAUUAAAAUGGUCAAUUUCCUGCUCCAGCAUGGUGCUAAAGUUAAUGUCAAAACCAAGAAUGGAUACACCCCCCUGCACCAGGCUGCACAGCAGGGACAUACCCAUAUCAUUAAUGUACUGCUCCAGCAUGGCGCCUCCCCUAAUGAAGUCACUGUGAAUGGUAACACCGCUCUCGCCAUAGCUCGGCGGCUGGGCUAUAUUUCUGUGGUCGAUACACUUAAAGUAGUGACAGAAGAGACACUGACAACAGUGAUGGUGACUGAAAAGCAUAAAAUGAAUGUUCCGGAAACAAUGAACGAAGUUUUGGAUAUGUCAGAUGAUGAAGUGCAUAGUGCCAAUGUACCAGAGAUUCUCAGCGAUGCUGAGUAUUUGUCAGAAGGGGAUGAAGGUGAAGAUGCAAUGACGGGUGACACUGACAAAUACCUUGGACCACAGGAUCUGAAAGAAUUAGGAGAUGAUUCUUUGCCCCAAGAAGGCUAUAUGGGCUUCAGCUUGGGAGCCAGAUCUGCCAGCCUCCGCUCCUUCAGUUCGGAUAGGUCCUACACGCUGAACAGGAGUUCUUUUGCUCGGGACAGUAUGAUGAUUGAAGAGCUACUUGCACCUUCAAAGGAACAGAACCUGCACCUUUCAUUCACAAGAGAAUUUGACUCGGACUCACUGAGGCACUACAGUUGGGCAGCAGACACCUUGGAUAAUGUCAAUCUCGUUUCAAGCCCAGUGCAUUCUGGGUUCCUGGUGAGCUUUAUGGUGGACGCACGUGGGGGUUCCAUGAGGGGGAGUCGACAUAAUGGAAUGCGAAUCAUUAUCCCACCGAGGAAAUGCACGGCUCCCACUCGUAUCACCUGCCGUCUGGUGAAGAGGCACAAGCUUGCAAUUCCUCCACCAAUGGUAGAAGGGGAAGGACUGGCCAGUCGGCUGGUUGAAAUGGGUCCAGCAGGUGCACAGUUUUUAGGACCUGUGAUAGUAGAAAUCCCCCAUUUUGGAUCAAUGAGAAGUAAGGAGAGGGAAUUGAUUGUACUGAGAAGCGAGAAUGGGGAGUCUUGGAAAGAGCACCAAUAUGACUGCAAGCUGGAAGAACUGACUGAAUUACUGAACGGCAUGGAUGAAGAACUGGACAGCGCAGAAGAACUGGAGAAAAAGAGAAUAUGUAGAAUUGUUACAAAGGAUUUCCCUCAGUAUUUUGCGGUUGUGUCUCGGAUAAAGCAAGAGAGUAACCAGAUUGGACCUGAAGGAGGAAUUCUGAAGAGUACAGCAGUCCCACGUGUUCAGGCGUCCUUUCCAGAGGGGGCACUGACUAAAAGAAUUCGUGUUGGGCUACAGGCCCAACCAGUACCUGAUGAACUGGUAAAAAAAGUAAUUGGAAACCGAGCAACGUUCAGUCCCAUCGUCACUGUGGAACCCAGAAGACGGAAAUUCCACAAGCCAAUAACAAUGACCAUUCCAGUGCCGCCACCGUCAGGUGAAGGUGUUAGUAACGGUUAUAAAGGAGACACCACCCCCAGUCUGAGGCUGCUGUGCAGUAUUACAGGUGGGACGUCACCGGCUCAGUGGGAGGACAUUACAGGAACAACUCCCCUAACAUUUGUCAGUGACUGUGUCUCUUUCACAACCAAUGUGUCUGCCAGAUUUUGGCUUGGUGACUGUCAUCAGAUUCCCGAAACCGUUAGUUUGGCGACACAGCUCUACAGGGAAUUAAUAUGCGUUCCAUACAUGGCCAAGUUUGUGGUAUUUGCCAAAAUGAAUGAUCCAGUGGAAGCCCGGCUACGCUGCUUCUGUAUGACUGAUGACAAAGUGGACAAAACACUGGAACAGCAGGAGAACUUUGAAGAAGUUGCUAGGAGUAAAGACAUAGAGGUACUAGAGGGGAAACCCAUCCAUGUUGACUGCUAUGGAAACCUCACCCCACUAACGAAAGGAGGGCAGCAACUUAUUUUUAAUUUCUAUGCUUUCAAAGAAAACAGACUUCCAUUUUCUGUGAAGGUGAGAGACCCCAGCCAAGAGCCCUGUGGUCGACUGUCAUUUUUGAAAGAGCCAAAGACAACAAAAGGCCUGCCACAGACUGCCGUCUGCAACCUCAAUAUCACUCUACCAACUCAGAAAAAGGAAACAGAGUCAGACCAAGAUGACGAGACAGAGAAAGUGGAUCGGCGUCAAAACUUUGUGUCUCUAGCCUUGCGUAAGCGAUACAGCUAUCUGACUGAGCCUGGAAUGAAACUUGAUCGGAACACAGCACCAAUGAGAACUUUACCUGCUACUUAUGCAUACAAGCCAGGCUUUCCAACAAGACCAUAUCAGUCAUGGACAACUGCACCAAUUACAGUGCCUGGACAGACCAAAUCAGGCUUUACCUCUCUGUCCAGCUCUUCCUCCAAUACUCCAUCAGCAUCCCCAUUAAAGUCAAUUUGGUCUGUCUCCUCUGCUUCUCCAAUAAAAUCCACUCUAGGAGCUUCUACUACAUCUUCUGUUAAAUCUGUUAGUGAUGUAGCCUCUCCAAUGCGAACAUUUCGGACAAUUGCUUCACCAAUAAAAACUGUUGUGACACAAUCUCCAUAUUCACUUCAAGGUUCCACUGGUUCACCAAUUAGGACUUCGACCAUUGCAGAAGCUCCAGCUUUCAAGGGAUUAUCCUCCACCUCAGCUUUCGCUUCUAGAACUUCUCCAGUGACCACUGCUGGCUCUCUUUUAGAAAGAUCAUCCAUUACAAUGACACCUCCAGCAUCCCCAAAAUCAAAUAUUAACAUGUAUUCCUCAAGCUUGCCAUUUAAAUCCAUCAUUACAUCUGCAGGGUCGCUUUCAUCUUCUCCUCUAAAAUCUGUGGUUUCUCCCAUUACUUCUACUCCUUCUAAAGUGAGCAUAGCAUCCUCUCUUUCGUCACCUUUAAAGAUUGGAAAUGGGCCAAGUGAAGUAGGAUUAAUGAAUGGGUCUGCAUCACCAUUAAAGUACCCACUCUGCUCAAAUUAUAUCAAUGGAUCAGCAGUAAAUUUGCAAGACAAGAUAUCAGCAAUUAAUAAAACUGCAACUGCAACAGUUAACUCAACAAUUGAUACAGCUGAAAAAAAUUAUUCUGUUCCCACCACAACACAAAUGCCAUAUUCACCUCUCAAGUCUUUUGCAUCAACAGCAUCUGCUUUUCAGACAAUAAGAAAUCCCCCUUCUGGUGCAGUGUACACAUCUUUUAGGUCUACAUUGUCCUCUACUACCUCAUCCGUCACAUCGUCAACAUUAACUGUACCAGUAUAUUCUGUGGUAAAUGUGUUGUCAGAGCCUACCUUAAAAAAACUAACAGAGUCUGCAUCCUUGACUAAAUCAGCUGCUGCCCUUGUGACAGCAUCAAAAAACUUAUCAACUGAACCCAUCAAUCAGUUUAGUCGAAUUUCCUCACCUCUUAAAACAUCCUUGUUUCUGUCCCCUGCUGCACUCAAGUUAUCUACCACUUCUUCAUUGUCUUCAAGUCAGGAGAUUUUGAAAGAUGUUGCAGAUAUGAAAGAAGACUUAAUAAGAAUGACUGCAAUUUUACAGACUGAUACUUCUGAAGAAAAACCAUUUCAUUCUGAGUUAACUAAAGAAGUUAGAAUUGAAGAUGAAGAACCAUUUAAAAUUGUAGAGAAAGUAAAAGAGGACUUGGUAAAAGUCAGUGAAAUUUUAAAAAAAGAUGUGUUCUUGGAAAAAUCGUCAUGUGAUCAAGGCCAGUCUCCAGAAGACGACUGGGUAGAAUUUAGUAGGGAGGAACUUGAAGAAGCUAGAGAGGGUGCCGCCAUCAGCCUGCCCUUAUACUCUCCAGAAAAAGUAGAGUUGAAAUCUAGAACUUUAUCUGAAAAGGACUAUAAUUUAACAAAAGUGAUUGAUUACUUGACUAAUGACAUUGGUGGGAAUACAUUUUCAAACUUGAAAUACAAAUAUGAUGAUGGGAAAAAAGAAGGGGAAGAGAAACAAAAAAGAGUUUUGAAACAUGAUCAUAAACUCAAAAUGCCUCCACCAUCAAUGAGAUCUUCAGCAUCAGAAAAAGAGUUGUGCAAAAUUGCGGACUCCAUCUUUGGAACGGACAUGAUUUUAGAAUCUCCAGAUGAGUUUUCACAACAUGAGCAAGAUAAAAGUCCUUUGUCUGAUAGCGGAUUUGAAACAAGAAGUGAAAAAACUCCAUCUGCCCCCCAAAGUGCUGAGAGCACUGGUCCUAAACCACUUUUCCAUGAUGUACCUAUUCCACCAGUAAUUACUGAAACAAGAACAGAGGUGGUUCACGUUAUAAGGAGCUAUGAACCAUCCACUGGAGAGUCUGUAGAACCCAACAAAGGGGAAACUCCACAAAUAAAAUCAGAUAAAACUUUUAUGGAGCUAGAACAAUAUCCACCUGGGUCUAUAAAAGUAACAAAUAAGGCAUUUCAGCUAAAUGCUGGAAAUGAAGAAGAUGACCAAAAAGGGGUUUUAGGAAAGGGUGUACGAGUUAAAGAAGAAACUCACAUAACAACUACAACAAGAAUGGUUUACCAUCCUUCUCCAGCUGUUGAAAAAUCUGAAAGAAUAGAGGAAACCAUGUCUGUCCAUGACAUAAUGAAAGCCUUCCAGUCAGGUCGUGAUCCAUCCAAGGAGCUGGCUGGCCUGUUUGAACACAAAACUUCCGUAGCUUCAGAUGCUCAGAAGUGUACUGAAACCUCACAACAGCAUGCUGAAAGGGACACCAAAAUGAAACCAAAACUGGAGCGCAUAAUUGAGGUCCAUAUUGAGAAAGGUAACCAAGCUGAGCCUACAGAAGUCAUAAUUAGAGAAACAAAAAAACAUCCAGAGAAGGAAAUGUAUGUUUAUCAAAGGGAUUUAAGUCAGGGAGAUUAUAACAUCAGAGAUAUGGUAUCAGAAAGAAAUAAGAUGUUUCCAUGUUCAGAUGAACCGGGACAAGCAGAAGAAGAGGAAUUGACAGCAGAAGAGUCUCUACCAUCUUAUCUGGAGUCUUCAAGAGUAAAUACCCCAGUUUCACAAGAAGAAGACAGCCGUCCAAGUUCUGCUCAACUUAUAUCAGAUGACUCAUACAAAACGCUAAAAUUACUCAGUCAACAUUCAAUAGAAUAUCAUGAUGAUGAAUUAUCUGAGCUGAGAGGGGAGUCAUACAGGUUCGCUGAGAAAAUGCUCCUGUCUGAGAAAUUAGACGACACCGAGGAGUCCGUAACGGAGCAUGCGUUAAUUCUUGGAUCUGACUUCCACCGACCUGAAAAACAAUGCAGAGAAAAAGCAAUCACUGCACCAAAGAAGGAAAUACUCUCAAAAAUAUAUAAAGAUGUAACUGAAAAUGGAAUAGGUAAAAUGUCCAGUGAUGACUCUCUAGAUAAAGUUACAGUGUUGCAUUAUGCUGGAGAUUCUAAAAGCCCCAAACAUGCUAUGUGGAUGCGAUUUACAGAGGAUAGGCUAGACAGGGGUAGAGAAAAGCUUUUGUAUGAAGACAGGGUGGUCAGAACUGUUAAAGAGGCAGAAGAAAAAUUGACAGAAGUAUCACAAUUUUUUCGGGACAAAACUGAAAAGCUAAAUGAUGAGCUUCAGUCACCGGAGAAGACACCUCACAAAAAUAACGGUAAACAAUAUCAUUCAGGUCAUAGUUCUACUAACAGUAGCCCAGAAAAAUUAAAGGUUGCAGAUUUUAGAACUUCCAGUGAUGACUGGACUAAAACUCACCAGUUUAUGCAUGAUGGAAAGUGCAUCACCAUUGCCGAUGAUCGGAAAGCAACAAGUUUGCCUUGCAGUCCUGAAAAGAGGGUGUUUGACCACAAGGCAGACAGCCAGCAAUCAGGAACUCAGUCUGGCUUCCAGCUAAAACAGUCCAAGCUCAGCUCUAUUAAAUUAAAAUUUGAGCAAAGUAUAAAUCUUAAAAACAAGGACAAUUCCCAGGAAGAAAAGAAACAUGGUUCUCCGUCCAAAAUUCCAGUAAAAAAAAAUCAGGACAAUUUGCUUCCAUUUUUUCAGUUUCACACCAAAGAAAAGCAACAAAAGACCAUUAAGGAAAUGAAUGGUGAGCUACCUUCUCUCAAGGAAUCCAUCACAGAAGCCAUUAAUGAGGAAUGCUCUAAAUUCAAAGAAAUGAUUAAAAACAGUGGUGGAUUUUUAGAUAAAAAAACAGAUACAAAAAUUGGAGGACUAAUGGAUCAAUUUCCACAACAGUCAGAGAAUGCUGUAUCUGGCAAUAAAGACUUGGCUUCCCCAGACAAGAAAAUAUAUAGAACAUGGGAAAUGUCUGGAGCCUCUAAUCAGAAGACACACAAAGAAAAACUUUCCCAUGUUUUUAUACUGGACAAAGACACAGAAAAGAAUGGAUCUCAUCUCCCAAACCAUGGCAUUGAUAAAGAACAAACACUUCCAAAAAAUGGAUCUUGCACAGGAGAAAUGAAAGACAGUUGCGUUAAAUCUCCUUCCAAAAAACUUUUGUACACAGAACUGGCUCGAAAGGAUGUAGGAUAUACCAGUGAGAGAAAGAAUGAGACCAGGAAGGAAGGGACAAGUGUAUCACACAUUCCUGUCAGAAUCACUGAAGACAGGAGAGCAGGUCAUAGUCCAGACAGUCAUAACAGCAAAUCCAAAUUUGAAAGUGAAUUUAAUAAAACACCUACACCACCUAAAAUUAAUCAGCCUAAGCUUGAUAUACUGCAUUCCACAUUUAUCACAGACGAGAGCAACAGACGCACAGAUACUCUACUGAGUAAAGCCCAGGAUUACCUGGGCUUAUCACCUUCUAGUGAAGAUACUGAGAUAUCCCCUGUUAAGUCCCCAGAUUCUUUAGAGUUUAGCCCUACUAAAGAAUGUUCAGCUGAAUCUAUUAUAUUUGAGGACAUAGAUAAAAUAUAUUCAUCAGCAAAUACAGAGGCGUUAAAAGAGAUAAAAACAUUACCAGUAUAUGUCAGUAUUGUACAAGUAGGAAAACAACAUGAAAAAGAAGCACAACAAGGAGAUGCUAAAAAAGUACUUAGCCAGGAGAGUAAGACUAUUCAAGAGACCAGAGGUACACUCUUUACUAGUAAACCACAAAAACAACCACCUUCUCCUCAGGGCAGCCCAGAGGAUGAUACCUUAGAACAAGUGUCAUUUAUAGAUAGCUCUGGAAAAAGUCCUUUAACUCCAGAGACACCUAGUUCAGAGGAAGUUAGCUAUGAGUUUAAUUCUAAAACUCCCGACUCGUUAAUGCUAUAUAUUCCAGGAAAGCCAAGCCCUAUACCUGAAGUUUCAGAAGAGUCGGAGGAAGAGGAAGUAGUCAAAUUACCCUCUAUUAGGCAGAGCAUUCCAGAUGCCCAAAAUUCUAGUUUAGCAAAACCAGUCACUAUUAGCCACGACUUAAACAAAAGAACAAAAGACAACAGAGUGGCAUAUAUUGAGUUUCCCCCUCCACCACCUUUAGAUUCUGAGCACAGUGAUUCUAGUAAAAAAAAUAUGGACAAUUCAACUGACAGUGAAAUGGAACUAACUGAAGUUAAUCUUCAAGACGAUCAGGACAAGUUUCUGUCAGCUGAGCCAGUUAUCAGAGUACAGCCACCAUCUCCUGUUCCCCCUGAACUAGAGUUCAGCGAUUCAAGCGAUGAUGAAUCAAUACUCCAACCUUUUGCUAUUAAGAAGUAUACAUUCAAAAUGAAUGAUGGAGAGGUAAAAGAAUGUACAAAAAUUAAUACUUCUGGGAAGCCUUGUCUGUCAAAACAAGCUCAGGAAUUAGAAAUGGGUUUAAAUACAUCAUCGAAUGACCUUGAACAAAAUGGUAAUAAUGAUCAAUCUGUUACAGAAUGUUCCAUAGCAACCACUGCAGAAUUCUCACAUGAUACAGAUGCAACUGAAAUCGAUUCUCUUGAUGGCUAUGAUUUGCAGGAUGAAGACGAUGGGUUGACUGAAAGUGAUGCUAAACUUGGACCAAGUGAAGAAGUAGAAAUAAAAAAGGAACCAUGGACUAAGGAAGGUGUUCUGAAACACAGUGAUCGUAGCUUUAGCCAAAGUAAACUUGAAGUUAUUGAAGAGGAAAAAGUAGUAACUGAUGAGUAUAAGCCAUGUAGAAAAAUAUCAGACAGUGAAAAGAAAAAUGACCCAGGUGACAAGAAGCAAGGGGCUCAAUUUUUUACCUUGGAAGGAAGACAUCCUGAUAGACAAGUGUUUCCAGAUACAUACUUUAGCUACAAAGUAGAUGAAGAGUUUGCAACACCUUUUAAAACAGUGGCUACAAAGAGCCUUGACUUUGAUCCCUGGUCUAGUAAAGCAGGAGAUGAUGAUGUGUUUGAAGCCAAAUCCAAAGAAGAGGACCCCAAACCUUUUAGUCUGGCUGUAGAAGAUCGGUCUCAAGCAACCACACCAGACACAACUCCAGCCAGAACACCUACAGAUGAAAGUACUCCGACAAGUGAGCCCAACCCCUUCCCAUUUCAUGAAGGGAAGAUGUUUGAGAUGACUCGCAGUGGUGCUAUUGACAUGAGCAAGAGGGAUUUUGUUGAAGAAAGACUUCAAUUUUUUCAGAUUGGUGAGCAUAAUUCUGAAGGGAAGUCAGGGGACAAGGGGGAAGGGGACAAAAUAACUGCCAUCACACUUCCACAGUCAGGGGACAUCUUGAUAGAUCCCAUCCUAGAAAAACAAGUAGAGACAACUACAGUUGAACAUGCCACCAUCAUCCAGGGAAGUGGAGAUUGUCUUGAUGGAACAAAUGGUAAUAAUUCAUUGGACAAACCAGCAGCUACUACCAGUUGUAAAGUUGAUCCUAAAAUGCGCACGCCUAUUAAGAUGGGCAUAUCAGCCUCAACCAUGACCCCGAAGAAAGAUGGCACUGGAGAUGUAGCAGAUAAAAUAGAGUCUGUGCCAGAUUACCAGAAUUUAGAUAAUGAUAGCAAGACGGUUUUAGCAAACACAUCAACCACUGAGACCAUUAUCAAUCACAUAGAAAUACACGAUUUUCAAGUAGAAAACUAUAACAAUAACAACAACUUGGAUUCUUUCACCCUAAAUGUAAAUAAUAACACAAUAAAUUUGGUACUUAGUAAGGACUGUGAAUCCAAGUCUAUAAAAAAAGUUAGUGCAAUGAUAGCUAAUGAAGGUAAAGAACUGGUGACAUCCAAUCAAAAUAUUGAGAAACAUAAACAACUAAUCCAGAAAAGUGAGCCUAGACUAGCAGAUUCACCAGGGAUUAGACCACGGUCUAAACUACCAAUUAAAGCCAUAUCUGUAAAGCCCAUUGCUAAACAAACUAGCAAUACAAACACGUCACUUUGUAGAAGACAAUUGCCUAAUAAGACUGAGAAAGGUACGAGACAGGAAUAUAUUUCAAAUGCAGAAGUAAAAUCUAAAAUCCCUAUAAAAAACAUUAAUAGAGCAAAUCCACCCAUACAGAGGAAAGCCACACCUAAACAUAAGCCAACACAGAUAGAGAAAGAGGCUGUUAAACCGACUCCUUCAAAAUUACCAGUAAAGGUAAGAUCUAUGUCCAGUGCCACGUCAGCAGCCAAAGUAAAGAAACAUGAGUUCAGUGAGGUUUGUAAACAUUCUAUUGAAUAUUUUAAGGGAAUUAGUGGUGAGACAUUAAAGCUUGUGGAUCGCUUGUCCGACGAAGAGAAAAAGAUGCAGACUGAGAUCUCUGAUGAUGAAGACAGUACAUCACGAAAUACGUCAUUAUCUGAAGCCACCCAAGUGUCCCAGCCUUCCGUUACUUCGAGGUCUGCUAAAGACAUGAAAGCAGACGCAACAUCUUUAAAAUCAAAGAUUGAAAAGGCCGACAGUGAGAGAAGGAGCAGUAGGAGGACUGGUCCGCAGAGUCCAUGUGAGCGUACUGACAUAAGGAUGGCAAUAGUUGCUGAUCAUUUGGGACUUAGCUGGACAGAACUGGCGAGAGAACUAAACUUUUCAGUUGAUGAAAUUAAUCAGAUUCGUGUUGAGAACCCAAAUUCUCUGACUACACAAAGCUUUAUAUUGUUAAAGAAAUGGGUUAUAAGGGAUGGCAAGAAUGCAACAACUGAUGCCUUAACCAAUGUCCUGACAAAAAUCAAUCGAAUAGAUAUUGUGACAUUGCUGGAGGGUCCGAUUUUCGACUAUGGAAACAUUAGUGGCACGAGAAGUUUUGCAGAAGAAAACAAUGUGUUCAGUGACCCCAUUGUUGAUGGUUGGCACACAGAAGCAUCCAGCAUCCAUGUGGAACAACCAGUACCAGAACGGAAACUCAACAGUGAUCUGAUUGAGAGAUUGGAUGACAGCCAUGAGUCCAUUACCUCAUAUCUCAAGGGAGAAGUAGGAAGACUGGGAUCUAACGUUAGUCCUUCUGAGUCAGUAACAGAAGGUAAGACCGGUACCAGAGCUCCAGAGACAGAUCCGGUGAAAUCCAAUGAGAGACAGAAACCAAAAACACUCCAAGGACUCAAUGGAAAAGGGGAACAGACGUCACCAUCAACAGUACGUCAGAAAUCACCGGAGAAGACCAGCAAGGCUGUAAUAGGAGAGCAUAAGAGCUCUCUACCUGUUAGUGCAAAAAGGACAGGCUUGGAAGAAGGAAAGUCAAGGCCACCCACCCAUGCAGAGGAAGGAGCGUCUGUUGAAAAGUCUACUGGUAAAACUUGCCUAAAAUGCAUUUAUCAGGAUUCUAGUGACAGUGAAUAUGAGAGUGAGUCGAGCUCAGAUGAGGAACGAAGAGUCACAACGAAAAUUACUCGGCGGCGCUUGAUUUACAAGGGGGAGGAAGCUAAAAACAUUCCUGGGGAAUCUGUUACGGAAGAGCAGUAUACAGAUGAAGAAGGCAACAUCAUCACAAAAAAAGUAACGCGGAAAGUCGUGAGACGUGUUAUGGUUCCACAAGACAAAAACAUUGGUGGAACUGUAACUGUUGGGGCUGAGGGAUAUAAAGUGAAAACCAAGAAGGAAAUUCGACAUAUUGAGAAGAAAAGUUAUUUGUAAUACCGCAGUACAUAAGGGUCAGAGGUUGCUGCCAGUAUUCAGAUGACAUACAGAAGAAGAGGAAAUAACGGAAAUAAAAAUCAUCAAAAAAAGUGUGUGUUUUCCGCUUUCACACAUUAACCGCAUGGGUUUUUUUUAUGCAAGAAACCUUUAUUUUAGCAUGAGCCGAUUAUACAGAGCAUGGGAAAUCACCUUCAUUCGGAUUGGGUCAAGGAGUGUAUAGUUUACAAUGCAGUGUACAUACAAAGCGCCAUGCUGUUAAUGCCAUUUCUUUGGAGCAUCGGGAUAUUCCUGGGGCUGGAACGCCAGCGAAGACGAUGACCUUGGUUGGACUCGCGAAAGACACAAUGAUCACUAAAUAAGCAACAGUUCGCCUUAUUUUAACCUGUACCCUGAAAGUUGGGGUGUGAAAUGCUCUUGAUUUUCUUUUAUAAAUCAUCAAUGGAUUUGCUGUAAAUAAGUGACACUUGUAUAAAAUUCUAACAAGACUACAAUUCAUGUUAAUACAGCACCGCCUGGUCACCACUUACCCACCGGAGAUCACUCACAUAUCCAUAUAACCAGAUAGGUGUCUGAUAAUACUUCACUGAAGGGUAUACUGGGCGUGUCUUCACAAAAUCUUGUAUAUUAUCAAUUACAAUGUUUGUAUAUGGAAAAAAAUAAACAAGCCAAGCAGAUUUUACACAAAUUUCUUUAAUUCUGCUGCAAACUGAAGUAGUACAUAAACAGGGAAUUCUGAGAUCCCAAAUAAUUUUUCUUCAGGGUUAGGAAUAUUUUGGUGCAUGUAUCCUCUCACUUUUCUUUAAUUCAACCUUUUUUUUCAACUUUGCAAAAGCUACACUAAAAUGCAAAACAAAAAUCUGAGCUAUCCACACGAAACCCUUUAUUUAACCGUAUUGCUGUUGCCAACCUUUCAUGAACUUUGCAAAAUAAUAUAUUCUGCGGUAGUGCAUAGUCCCAGGCACUUACUGUAUUGCUUUUACAGGGGGUGGGAUAAUGGCUCAAGGGUCUAGAAGUGACUUUGUGCUUGUGUAGAGCACAACUUUCUGAAAAAAAGGAACAAUUAGAUCUUAGGCAGGAAGCACGAUGUAAAGUCCUUACUGUAUUGUGUACUGGCUAUAAGAUGUAGACUUUUUUCAGUAAAGCCAAUCAUCUGUAUUCAUUCUAGCAGUGUAAUAUUAGGUUGUUAAUGCUGCUGUGUUUUAAAAGGGCAUUUUUAUUUGGGUUUUGGUGAACUCUUUUCAUUUGUUGAUUAUAUUCAUAUGAAACAAACAGCAUUCAUUGAUAAUAGCUCUAAUAACAAUGUAUGAGAUCCAAACACUGGAUGAUCUAGUUGAUUAUUUAAAACAAAAAAUAAAUUGUGUUUAAAAGUG
This is a messenger RNA of Pseudophryne corroboree (corroboree frog), 14566 nucleotides long. It is a transcript of the gene ANK3, whose product is annotated as ankyrin 3. Gene Ontology annotation, molecular function: protein binding. The record is from RefSeq and is a predicted model, not a curated record. Bases 87 to 13193 code for a protein of 4368 amino acids. Gene Ontology annotation, cellular component: cytoplasm. The transcript has 47 exons. NCBI's taxonomy places the organism in Eukaryota, Metazoa, Chordata, Amphibia, Anura, Myobatrachidae. Gene Ontology annotation, biological process: signal transduction.